This is a messenger RNA of Boleophthalmus pectinirostris (great blue-spotted mudskipper), 2475 nucleotides long. RefSeq names its product F-box and WD repeat domain containing 10 (gene fbxw10). Lineage: Eukaryota; Metazoa; Chordata; Actinopteri; Gobiiformes; Gobiidae. Gene Ontology annotation, molecular function: protein binding. The record is from RefSeq and is a predicted model, not a curated record.
AUGGAGAACUUUGCAAUAGAUAGAAAUUCACCCGACUAUGAUUUAACAGAGUGCAAACCGUGUGCUCAUCUCUGUGGCAUAUGUCCUGCUUGUGUUUUUGCCAAAACUCCGCCGAUUUCUACGGAUCAUUUAUGGACUGUUGGAGACACUUUUCACAGGAGGUUCCUAAUGGACUUGCUAUCCCGAUGCAGAAGCCUUCAAGCUGAGAAAAUGCACCGUGUGUUAGACCAUACAACGUGGUCAAUGUUUUCUUACGCCAGAUCAGAUAAUUUAGCUUGUUCUGGCACUGGCCUCAACACAAAAUCUCAAGAAAAACCGCGUGGAUUCAAUGGACACGAGAUAAGAGAGUGGUUUGACAGCCACCCAGACUGGAUCAAAUCUCACUAUCUUUGCCGACUUCUUUUGCGCUGUGACAAUGACUUAUUACGGGCUCUUGCUAACUUAACAAACGUGUUACUCAUCAGACAACAGCGUGGACUACUCACAUUUGAAGGAUGUAACACUAAUGAAGAGUCAGAUGAUCCUGCUAUAAUGGUAGUUCCUGGUUCCUCCAAGUCCUAUAGUGGGAUUAGCCGAUACAAAGAUUUUAUAUCCGAUUUACCUGUUAAUCUGGCUAAAAGAAUCUUAGGUUUACUGGAUCAGUCUUGUUUAAAAAUCUGCAAUAAGGUGUCAAAGAGGUGGGAGUUCCUUGCAAAAGAAACCCUCAGUGAGAUUGAAUUUAGAAAAAGCAUUAAUGAAAAGAUCAUGGAUGCGGUCAAGAAAAAGGAUGGAAACUUUGCGAGUCCAACUUAUGCCAAUGUUGUCAAAGUCCAAGUGCCUGUCAGUGAGGAUACAUCUGAUGGCAAAGAGGCCAUUUUGAAAACAAAACUGGUACAAAUGGAAGAGCGUAAUGUUUUCUGUGGUGGAUUCUUCACUACCAAUGUCACAGAUAAACGUAACCCUCAGCGUGUCAUAGACUACAGGGGGAGCACAUUGAUGGCGGUGGGCUCCAAGGAUGGCACAGUGCAGAUCCUUCAUGUGUCUAUGGAGGCCAGAGUCAUCUCUGUGUUCAAGGGAAACGGUGUUCAGAUCAGAGCUUUGCGGCUGUACGAGGACAAGGACCUGGUCAUCACUGGAAGUUUUGAUGCAAUAAUCAGAUGUUGGAAUCUCAAAAAAGGAACAUGUGUAAUGACGCUGUCUGGCCAUGCGGGGGUGGUUAACUGUCUGGAUGUGUGUGGAGAUAGACUUGUCUCAGGGGCCAAAGACUGCACUGUAAAAGUUUGGGAUCUGUUAAAAGGGAAACUUUGUGAGGAGUACAACUUUAAGCACCCCAGCCCUGUCCAGUGUGUGAAGAUCCACCAAAGCAGAGUCUACAGCAGCUGCGACAAAGGACAGGUCAAAAUAUGGGACUUGGAGAAAGCAGCUGUGAUCAAGGUGAUUGACGGCCACCAAAUCUCCGUGCGCUGUCUCUUCUUUGAUGAAUGGCAUCUUCUGACCGGAGACAUCAAAGGUGUGGUCAUGGCCUGGAGCACUCACUGUGAGGCCAAAGACUGUAUCAAGACCUUCCACCAUCCAAAAGAGGUGAAAUCACUUACUCUCACUUACCUGCGUGUGGUCACUGGCUGUGCAGAUGGAAAAAUUAGAAUAUUUAACUUUCUGACUGGAGACUGUCUCAGGGCAAUAGUGGCAGGAGCUAAAUCCAACCAAAUCCUGUCUGUUUGUUUUCAGGAAAACAGCUUUGUAGUGAACGGUAUUGCAAAUGUUAAGCAGUACCAUUUUGGAGAGGUCUUCUGGGAUUAUGGAGACUCUGCAAACAAGGAUAAAAAACAUGUCCGGACUGAGGAAGUUUUGACUUUAGAUACACCCAACCUACCUGCCUCUGCUCCCGUCAUUAGAGUGUUUUCACCCAAUGGGAAACCUCGCAACAGAAGAAAAUCUCUGCCAAACCUCACCAGCUCCUCAGCCAAAUGUUCAACUCAAGAACAAAUAGAUUCUGUCAAAGUGGCCCAGAGUGAAAAGGCUGCAUUUGCUCGAAUCCAGAAGAGAGGCCCUCACCAACCUCCAUCCAGAGACUGCAUCCUCCUCAAGGUGAACGCAACACAAAAGGCUGAAUAUAUGGACGAAGUGGGCCUUAACAUGGAGCACAACGCCAAGCUAAGAGAUGACUGGAGCUCUCCUAUACCAUCAAAUGACUCACCCACCAUAAUAACCAGUGCACGCAUCUCCAAAACCAGCACUUUGGGUUCAAAAUAUACACCAAAAAGGGAGGUCUCUACUGCCCCGGGGUGCAUCAUGAGACCCCACCCCCCUUCAGUGGAGAGAACGCAAUCCCAAAGUGCAAAGACUCAAAGAUUGGUCAACAGAAGUGCAACUACUAAUAUAAGAGGUCCUUCAUCCACAGACCGGAGGGACUUCACCCAGAGAAGAGAGGGCCCUCACCCAGAAAUGAAAGGGCCCUCAACAGCAGAUGGGACAGCCCUCACCUGCAGACGAUAG